Theileria annulata is the source of this 636-nucleotide messenger RNA. RefSeq lists its product as uncharacterized. Bases 1 to 636 code for a protein of 211 amino acids. The record is from RefSeq and is a predicted model, not a curated record. NCBI's taxonomy places the organism in Eukaryota, Apicomplexa, Aconoidasida, Piroplasmida, Theileriidae. The transcript is spliced from 2 exons.
AUGAACACAUUAAUAUUAUCUGGAAUAAAAUCCAACCUUGAAAUUAUAAAUAAUUUAGUAUAUAAACAUUUGGUUAAUACAAAAUAUCGCAAUUAUGGAGUUUCUGGGAGCUAUGGAGCCAGUAUUUACGGCGUUCAAAACACAGCCACCAACUCAAGGCUCGUGAAGUUACCUCCUCAGAAGCCUAAACCAACUAUAAGCAUAAAUCCCCGCCUACAUGUCUCUAGGUGGCCAGGAAAUAUUAGGUCUCUGAGGUCGAAUUAUUUUUUCAGAGACAACCAGAAGACUAAUACUGGAUAUUAUCAAAUGUUAAUAAAAGAAGGCGAUGAGGUGAAAAAAGAUCUCUGUUUCGUAUCAAAUAUAGAGAAGAAUUUAACUUGUACUAGGACAAUUGAGUCCUGUCUAUCAGAACAAACGAGAGGCUUUGUAGGUCAGGUUCUCCUUCACGGAAGAGGAGUUAAGGCAUAUUUUGAGCCUGAAUUUCCACACUUAAUGUUCAGAUUAGGCGUAGGUUCAAAGUGUAUCGACGCCACUAGAAUUUGUACUAUGUACUCUAAAUACGUCAGGGUGGAAGUUGACAGAACUGGUGAGUCCAUAGUAUUUACAUACUUUAGAGCUCAACUUAUUAAUGCUUAG